ACCGCCUUCACAGUAAACUUCACAUUGAGCAGUUUCAAAACAAACAUCGCGCAACAAAACAACAAAGAACCGCAAGAUCUUUGACCUCUCCGUUCAAUCCAUCCGAUUCAUUCCGUUUCCUUCUUUGAGCACUAUGAUUUGUAGCACUGCCACCGCAACGACACGGCAGGAAUCGACGUCGACGGCGGCGACGACGACGACGGCCAACAUUGCCAACCUGUGCCGUAUUUGUUCCGCGCCAGGUUCGCACAGCCUGUUCCUAAAGAUUCCCGCCUACCUGCAUGAACAUCCCCGGGAAUGCGCCCGCUGGUCCACUCCAAUCCAUAGGCUGGUGACGGAGGUGACCGGAUUGGAGAUCACACCGGACGAUGGUCUUCCGCAGAAGAUUUGUGUCGUUUGCAUUUCGUACCUGAAGCACGCCUAUACAUUCCGACGGCAGACGAUUGACAAUGUGGCGGCACUGCUGGCCGCCAAGUAUUUGAUCGGGGUGCAGGAACGGAGGAAGGAUACUCAGAAGGAAGUGGAGGAGGUGAUUCCGACGAUGGUGAAUCCCUCGGUAGUGCGAGCUAACGUAAAUGAAAUUAGUUACGAAAUGAUAAAUGUCGGGGGAAAGAAACGAAAGGCGAUCCCCUAUCAGAAGAAUUUGGACAAGGAAGUGCUACAGCAGGUGCUGGGAGGGAACAUUAAGCAGAAGAAGAAGCAGAAUAACGCCGAGGAAGAGCAGAGACGUAUUGAGGAAGCUUUGCUUAGCAGGUGGCAGGAUUCAUCUCCAGAGGACAAUGCUACCGGAAGCGCCGGGGGGUUCUUCAGUUAUACGGAGAAGGAGUUCCAAGAAGACGACGUCAUGGAGCUGGAAGUUUUGAAGGAAUGCAAUAUUACGUUUAAUCUGCCAGAAGAUUAUAAGGAGAAGAAAUGCCCUUCCUGUCGGAGACGGUUCAUGUUCGACGAGUCAUACAACGAGCACCUCAAGGAAUGUCUCCUGUUCAAGUUGGUUAAGUUUAUCCGGGAAGUGUAUCAUUUCCUGUUUUUGAAAGAGAAUCGUUCCAUUUCGUCGUUUGAGUUUAUCAGGAGGGUGGUGUUCUCCGUGAAGAAGACGGUGGAAGUAAUUUCGAGCUACGGAGAAGACACUAGUGAACCGGAACUGGAAACCGUGGACAGCUCGAGCGCCAAAACUACCGACGAUGAUGCUAUCAAGAUCGAACAAUCUUUCCUAAGUAAUUUGGAAAAACUUCGGCUAAGCUACAACCUGGAAAGAGCGAAAAUCCUGUCCCCUACCGUACCAAUCGACGACGGUCGAAGUUCGUUCACGACUGGAUCUACCUCAAUCUCCCCACUACUCGCUGCGAUAACCCGGUGCGAAGAAUGCCACGUGACAUUCGAAACGGUCUCCGAGCUGGAAGCGCACAAUCUACUCAACCAUCGAGCACUUCCGAUAGUCACGGCAAUCCAAAACAAUCUGAAAACGCCCCCGGUCAGGUUCCCUCCAGCACCAACGCCCCCAACCCUCAAAGAAAUGGAAAUGAUCAAAAACCAACUCCUCUCGCAGACGCCACCACCACCGGUGUAUUCGUCGUCCAGCACCACCAAGGGUACGGGUGGUGAUCGCCCACCGUCCAGCAGUGACGACCAGCGUAAAGCGGUCAGUUGCAAAAAAUGUCACCAGCGCUUCUACACCAUUACCCAGCUGGACAACCAUCAGAUUCGUUCCUGCCGGCGGAGGUCGCCCGGUCCUAGCCCGGCUGCUCCGGAACGCAACCGGAAGAACCUGAACGCCAGCUACUUCUACACGAUGGAACUACUCAAGGAUUUGAAGUAGCAUCCGGUGAUAUUUGUUUUUCACGAAAUUGACGACUUAAAACUGUAGCUUUAGUUCUAUAUUUUGUACCCACAUUUUUAAACUGUACUGACUUUGAAUCUGUUUGUAUUUUGGAUAUUGAAUGCUAUCAUCAUUCAUGCGUACCGCUAUGUCCGACUUUUCGAUGAAAUGAGAAUCUUUAAGCGUUUUUGUUUUAUUUCUAGCUUCCAAAGCAACAGUAUUCUAUUAUAAAUUCCUAAGUUGUAACGAGAUUUUCAUGGUUUAAGCACAAAUAUUUCCACUGACACGAGAUAGAAAAAAAAAAUCAUUUCAAAAGUAAAUACAACGAUGCUUUUGCAUAAAACUA
Messenger RNA from Aedes albopictus (Asian tiger mosquito), 2162 nucleotides. RefSeq lists its product as uncharacterized. The record is from RefSeq and is a predicted model, not a curated record. Gene Ontology annotation, molecular function: zinc ion binding. Bases 134 to 1816 code for a protein of 560 amino acids. Gene Ontology annotation, cellular component: nucleus. The transcript is spliced from 2 exons. Lineage: Eukaryota; Metazoa; Arthropoda; Insecta; Diptera; Culicidae.